This is a messenger RNA of Ahaetulla prasina, 2209 nucleotides long. RefSeq names its product archaelysin family metallopeptidase 1 (gene AMZ1). Gene Ontology annotation, biological process: proteolysis. Gene Ontology annotation, molecular function: metallopeptidase activity. Lineage: Eukaryota; Metazoa; Chordata; Lepidosauria; Squamata; Colubridae. The coding region runs from base 283 to 2058 and encodes 591 amino acids. The transcript is spliced from 6 exons. The record is from RefSeq and is a predicted model, not a curated record.
CUGCAGCUUUGCCAAAGUUCUGUCAGAGUUCUCAGGGCAGACAGGAAUCCAAGGUGUGACUUCAGCAAUCCAGAUUAGACUUUGCCUGACUCAAGGAAUGCCAGAAAGCAGAUCCUUUAUAUAGGCCAUGGGGUGUGGCUCCAUGACUCAGCACUUAUCCAGGCCUGCCCCUCCCUUCCUUUUGCUGACGUCGCCUCUCCAUUCUCCGGAAGCGUGGAUCUGUCCACCCUCCAGCUGCCGGCAAUUCCAGCUCGUGACUGGCUUCAUGCUCCUCAGGCUCACAUGCUGUGGGGGAGGGGUUUAUUUGCUCAGUCUGUCCGGGCAUGGUGCCAGGACUGGGGGCUGGAGGCAUGCCAGGCCGUUUGUCUGCACUAUCAGUCCCUGGCUGAGAUAACAGGAGAUGAGAGGGGCCCGGCUGCGGAGAGGGGGGCGGACGAGGCACAACACAUCUCUUCUUUGCCAAGUGUGGGUAAUCUGGUUAAUCGCCAGCUUUUCUCUUUUUCUCCUCCCAACCAGAGUCGGCUGUCAGCGAUGUUGCAGUGCAGACAUGCUCAGGAAUUUAGCUUUGGGCCCCGGGCAUUGAAAGAUGCUUUGAUUUCCACCGAUCCUGCCCUGCAGGAUCUUUACGCCAAAGCUUUCUCUAGCACCGAAAAACUCUUCCUCUCCGAAGCUUACAACCCACGCCGGACCCUUUUCUGCAGUUUGUUCAUCAGGACGGCUUUUGAUUGGCUGCUCAGCCACCCGGAUGGUCCCGAGGAUUUUGAGACCUUCUACUACACGCUCCUAAAGAAAAAGCAACGGUUCUGUCGCAAGCACAUCUACCUGCAACCCAUCGACCUAAGCGAAGGGCCCGUGGGAAUUUCUCUCCUGGAUUCCCUCCGGAGCUGCGUGGAGUCUUUCUUCCUGGGUCUCCGAGUCAAGUGCCUUCCUUCCGUCUCCAUCUCUUCCAUCCACUGUUGUUACCGUCACAAUCAGGAUUCGGACAGGAGGCAGCUUCACACAGAUGGCAUCUUGACCUUUCUGAAGAACAACAAGCCGAUGGACGCUCUCUGCGUCUUGGGCCUCACCCUCGCUGACCUCUACCCGUGUGAGACGUGGCGUUUCACCUUUGGCAAGUUCUUGCCAGGCCAAGAAGUGGGCGUCUGCAGUUUUGCCCGAUUUUCCAGCGAUUUCCCCCAGGUGGCUUGCCCGGCUUUCAAUCCAUCUCCACGCCGACAGGAAGCUCGUGACGAAGAAGAAGUGGAACUAGCCAGGAAGCAAACUUUGUUGUUUAACAUGUUGGAAAUGCUCCAGUGUUGCAAGGUCACGUGUCAUGAGAUCUGUCAUCUGAUCGGCUUGGGGAACUGCCGUUGGCUUCAGUGCAUCAUGCAAGGGGCCCUCAGCUUGGAUGAGAUCCUGCUGCGGCCGCUGGAACCGUGUCCCAUAUGUCUCCGGAAGCUGCAGUACGUGGUGGGCUUCAAGCUCAUCGAGCGCUACAGGAAACUCUACGCCUGGAUGCAGACGAUUUCAUCUACCUGGCUCAACCAAGACUCGACGGAUCUCUCCGUCUCGGAGGACAUUUGGCCACCCAGUGCAGACUCGGGGAUGGGUGGCGAGAACGAUUCCGAGGCCGUCACCCCCCUCUCGGAGCCCUUGACCCCAGACUCUUGCAGCCAAGCCACGUCCACCUUGCAGGAUCUCGACCUGGAUGAGCAGUCAACGUCUUUGGCCAGCGUCCCAGACCAGGAACAAUUGGCCAGGGGCAGCGGGACCCCCAAACCCUUGGACAUGAUCAAGGAAUACAAACGGUGGCUCGAGAUGUGCAUCGCGGCUCUCGAAAAGGAUGUGUCGGAAGACGAAAUCCAGCAACUGGACAAGACCGUGGAUGCCCUGGCCCGAUGGGAGAUGUUCACGGGCCAGCUUCCGCACAGGCGGAAAGAUUUCCAUUUCCCCAACGACAGCCCUGGGUUGAGGAAAGUUCUCGGAGACAAAUUCUCCUCCUUAAGAAGGAAACUGAACUCCAGAAAACUGGCCAGAGGGGAAUCUUCUCCUCACCACUGGAAGUGGGAGGAGAGUUAGGUUCUCGAGACAUUUUGCAGCCUGUUGUUUUUUUUUUCUUCAAAAAAAACCAACGAUGGAUUCCUGUGUGGGCUUGGUGAAGUCUCGUUUCUUGGAUGACGGCUCGUCUUUUCAACUGCACAUUCUUAUUGUUUCCUCGGAUGAAAAAGAA